GACAAUUUAUUAUUGGAGACCUUUUUUAUAAGAAAGUUACUCAGUACAUGUCACUGAGGCCUAAAGAUCAAUUUACUGAUAGAUUUUUUAUCCAGUAUCAUAAAGGGAAGUGUCAACGUCAGGUUAUUGGCAAGAAUAAAAUUGGGGAGACACCUCAAAUUAUAGCUGCAUACCUUAAUUUAGAAAAUCCAAAACAGUACACCGGUCAUUGCUUUCGUAGAACGGGUGCUACGCUUUUAUCCAACUCAGGAGCAAGCACUACCAUGCUUAAACAACUAGGUGGAUGGAAGUCACUUACAAUAGCACAAGGUUACGUCGAAAAUUCGUUAAAAAAUAGAGAAAAAAUUUAUGAACGUAUUACUAAUGCUACUGUAUCUAAUGAUCAUCUGAAUCCACAACCAUCGACUAGUAAAAAUUAUUCUAGUGGCACAAUAACUGCAAAUAAAAAUUUGAAAUCUACUGAACCAAAUGAUAAUUCCGAUGAUUUUUCUGAUGAUUUUAUAAUAAGUAAAGAUGAUCUAGUAGCAAUUGAUAAAUUAAAUCAGUUAACAACAACAAAACCUCCAAUAACCUCGGUUACAACACAGACAAAAAGAAAAGUACUAACAGAAUCUAAUAAACCAUUACCUUCAACUCAUUUUAUGUCAUUACCACCAAUUCCAUCACUCUUUGUUAAAAAACAAGAAAAUGAACCACCGUUAAAAAUGAAAAAACAUUAUGAAACUAAUACUCAUACUGGUAAACUAUCAUCAGAAUGCUUAUCUACAAAUUUAAAUUUUAAUAAUCAAAUUAUGAAUUUUCAAAACUGUAUAUUUACCGAAGAUAUUAUUUCUAACUGCUCUAAUAUUAAGUUUGAAAACUGUGUUUUUUAUGGAAAUUUCAUUAAUAAUUGUGAUAAUUCAAAUGAAAAUGAAAACGAUAAAAAAAAACGCAAUAAGAGUUUUUAG
This is a messenger RNA of Solenopsis invicta (red fire ant), 947 nucleotides long. Its product is annotated as PHD finger-containing protein DDB_G0268158-like. Bases 48 to 947 code for a protein of 299 amino acids. The transcript has 2 exons. Gene Ontology annotation, molecular function: DNA binding. Gene Ontology annotation, biological process: DNA recombination; DNA integration. The record is from RefSeq and is a predicted model, not a curated record. NCBI's taxonomy places the organism in Eukaryota, Metazoa, Arthropoda, Insecta, Hymenoptera, Formicidae.